Molecule: messenger RNA, 1655 nt
Organism: Hippocampus comes (tiger tail seahorse)
Lineage: Eukaryota; Metazoa; Chordata; Actinopteri; Syngnathiformes; Syngnathidae
Product: F2R like thrombin or trypsin receptor 3
Exons: 2
Coding region: 132-1286 (384 amino acids)
Biological process (GO): thrombin-activated receptor signaling pathway; phospholipase C-activating G protein-coupled receptor signaling pathway; positive regulation of Rho protein signal transduction
Cellular component (GO): plasma membrane
Molecular function (GO): thrombin-activated receptor activity
Source: RefSeq, a predicted model, not a curated record
CGCGAGUGGUAAGAAGAACCUGCAUUUGAGAAAAACAAAAAAACAACCUUUCUUUGGGGUUCUCAAGAGCAAAGCGAGAAAAAGAGAGAAGGUGACGAUCGGGGAGAAGGAGGAGCUGCUGGAGGAGAACAAUGAAGCGGUGGGGGGCUCCGCUCUUGGUCUGGCUGCUGUGGUCCGUCUUCGCCGCGUCGUCUUCGUCGUCUCCUGGUCCCGCCGAAGAAUGUUCCGGCAUGUCCAUGCGUCUCCGGGCCUUCCGGCUGAAGGUGUCGUGCAACGCGAGCGCUCUGAACGACAAACAGCUGAAGGAGAUCCAGGCCCCGACCACCACCUUGUACCUACCGGGGCUCUACCUCCUGGCCUUGGCGCUGGGUCUGCCGGCCAACCUGCUGGCCCUCUGGAUCCUGGCCUUCAGAACCAAGCGCCUCCCGUCCACCGUGCUGCUCAUCAACCUGACGGCGGUGGACUCUCUGCUGCUGCUGGCGCUGCCCUUCCGCAUCGCGUACCACUUCCGAGGGAGCCACUGGGACCUGGGCGAGGCCCUCUGCCGCACGGUCACGGCCGUCUUCUACGGGAACAUGUACGGGUCGGUGCUGUGCCUGGCGCUGGUGGCCCUGGACCGUUACGUGGCCUUGGCGCACCCGUUCGGCGCCAAGACCCUGCGCGGCCGGCGGACGUCGCUGCAAAUGACGGCGGCGGUGUGGGGGGCGGUGGCGGCGGCCAUGUUGCCGCUGCUGCUGUCGCAGCAGACGUACGCGCUGGACCGGCCCCGCAUCACCACCUGCCACGACGCGCUGCCCCAGCGGGAGCAGGAGACCUUCUUCCUGCCCUACUUCGCCACCCUCUUCACGCUGGGCUUCCUGCUGCCCUUCGUCGUCAUCGUGUUCUGCCACUGCGGCGUCCUGCGCGCGCUGCUGGCCGAGGGCGAGCGCUACGCCCACGCCGUGCGGGUCACGCUGCUGGUGCUGCUGGUGUUCGUGGUCUGCGUGCUGCCCAGCAACAUCCUGCUCCUCCUCACCUACGCGGCCGACGGCGACGGCCUCGGCGAGGACGUCUACGUGCCGUACAUGCUCAGCUUGGCCCUGAGCACCUUCAGCAGCUGCGCCGACCCUUUCAUCUUCUACUACGUGUCGGCCGAUUUCAGGGAGAAGGCCAAAGGCGCGCUCUGCUGCCGGGGCGGCGCUCCGCCGCCGGACAGAGCGCCGAACAAAGCGUCCUACUCCUCGUCCGGGCCCAGGACAAAAGUCACCCUGUUGUCUGUCUCCACGCGGAACUCCGCCAGGACCUGAAUGUCGUCGUGCCGCCGAGCUCGUACGUUCACACCAGACAAUGAGUGGCUCGCAGUACUUGAGAGCACGUGACCUCAUCCACUCGCCACCUCAACGCAGCCCAAGAUGGCAAAGUCCGCGACUGCCUCGUCCGUAGAGGCUCCGCUCAUGUCAAAGAUGACCGCGGACUUCCUUCGGAACCUCCCUCACAUCCACAGCGACAAUUUCAUCAAAGGCAUAACAGAACAGCGUCACUUUGUGGACAUUGCUCGUUAAACACCUGAACAUGUUUACCACCAUUUUACAUUUUGCUUCAACGCCUGUGUUAUGUCAAUUAAGAUGUUUCUUGCACGCAAAAAGGUGUACAUUAAAAAAAGAUCGUUGCUUCUG